This is a messenger RNA of Drosophila guanche, 1033 nucleotides long. Its product is annotated as tRNA pseudouridine synthase-like 1. The transcript has 4 exons. Gene Ontology annotation, biological process: tRNA pseudouridine synthesis. Bases 70 to 996 code for a protein of 308 amino acids. Gene Ontology annotation, molecular function: pseudouridine synthase activity; RNA binding. The record is from RefSeq and is a predicted model, not a curated record. NCBI's taxonomy places the organism in Eukaryota, Metazoa, Arthropoda, Insecta, Diptera, Drosophilidae.
AGAAAAACAAUUUAAAUAGGUAUACAAUGGCAGAAAAUAAGUGUGUGAGAAGUGAUAUGUAAAAGGAAGAUGCAUAGAUAUUUACUCAACAUUUCGUAUAUAGGCACGACUUUUCGUGGUAUACAGAAGACCAUAAACAAAUUGGAACAGCAGACUGUGGACACCAAUUCCGUGCAGGGCUGCUUGGAUCUGGCACUAAAAGUAUUCCAUCCCACCAACGAGAUACAGACGGUGCUGUCCAGUCGCACAGACGCGGGUGUUCAUGCUUUGCACUCGACGGUGCACGUGGAUCUGGAGCGCCGGAAUGGCCAACCCUACGAUACCACAACGCUGACGGGAGUUCUCAAUAGGACUUUGGACAAGCAGCGCCUACCCAUCCGGGUGCUCAGCAGCCAAGUGGUGCCAGAUACCUUCCACUGUCGCUACCACGCCAUAGGGAGGACCUACUUGUAUCGCUUUGCCGUCGCGCGUAAUCCCCUGUUCGACGACGGGAGGCUGCGUGACAAAGGAUUCGAGGCAUUUGUGCCCGUGGAGGAAAUCGAUCGAUGCCAUUUUUUGAUUGCCCCAACCUUCGACAUUCAACGCAUCCAACGCGCGGCUCGCAUGUUCAUCGGCGUGCACGACUUUCGCACAUUUAUGAGCGUCAGCCGGCAGAAGAGCCCCAGCCGUGACCAUCCCAUGUUUACCCUGCGCAAAAUCGACGAGCUUAAUAUACGUCCUGGACGCACGCUUGCCCUGCCCUCGAACGCCACUCUGGCUGCGGAAACCUACGACUAUUGGGACAUAGAGAUCAAGGGCAAAUCGUUUCUCUACAAGCAAGUGAGACGCAUUGUGGGGGCAUUGCUUGCGCUGGGCAGCGACCGCAUUGACGAGAAGUGCAUCUACCAAAUGCUGACCAUACCCUCUAAGCACUCCUGGGAUCCCCGAGUACUUCCAGCGCCAGCCUGCGGACUCUACCUUUGCCGUGUGCACUACAGAGAUACAACGGACAACUAAACUAAGCCCUAAUCAUGAUACUGCUGUAUGAGCUGCA